Molecule: messenger RNA, 810 nt
Organism: Camellia sinensis
Lineage: Eukaryota; Viridiplantae; Streptophyta; Magnoliopsida; Ericales; Theaceae
Source: RefSeq, a predicted model, not a curated record
AGCUCUACAAAAGCUGCCGGUAUCCUCCGCGUCUUCUUCCACGAUUGCAUGGUCGAGGGUUGCGACGCGUCCAUCCUCAUUGCCUCCAACCAAUUCAACAAGACUGAGCUUGACUCCGACAUCAAUGAAUCCCUCCCUGGAGACGCCUUCGACCUCAUAACUCAUGCCAAGAAUGCGCUUGAGCUCGCUUGCCCUAACGUCGUCUCCUGUUCCGACAUCCUCGCCAUCGCAACCCGAGACCUCGUAAAAAUUGUUGGUGGUCCCUUUUUCCAAAUCCCAUUAGGUCGAAAAGACGGCCUUGUGUCGAAGGCCUCACAUGUCGAGGAAAACCUAGCUAGGGCUAACACGUCGAUCGAUGAAAUAAUUCGAAGGUUUGAGACGAAAGGGUUCACAGUGGAGGAAAUGGUGGCAUUAAUGGGUGGUGGACACACGAUUGGAUUCUCUCACUGCAAGGAAUUCGGAAACAGGAUAUUCAACUUCAGUAAGACGUUAGAUGUUGAUCCUUCGAUGAACCCUAAAUUUGCAGAGCGGUUGAGAAACAUUUGUGAGAAUUAUCAUACAAUGCCGCGCAUGGCGGCUUUCAACGACCCCAUUACGCCGGGGGUGUUUGACAACAUGUACUUCCAAAACCUUCUUCGAGGGUUGGGUCUUCUCGAGUCCGAUCAAGUACUCAUGAGAGACACAAGAACGAGGCCGAUCGUCGAGCAUUAUGCAAAGCAUCAGACAGCAUUCUUCGUGACAUUUGCUAAAGCGAUGGAGAAGACUAGCGUUUAUGGGGUUAAGACCGGUCUCCCUCUUAUGAAAUCAUAA